Molecule: messenger RNA, 971 nt
Organism: Pipistrellus kuhlii (Kuhl's pipistrelle)
Lineage: Eukaryota; Metazoa; Chordata; Mammalia; Chiroptera; Vespertilionidae
Gene: VKORC1
Product: vitamin K epoxide reductase complex subunit 1
Exons: 3
Coding region: 169-726 (185 amino acids)
Biological process (GO): peptidyl-glutamic acid carboxylation; vitamin K metabolic process
Molecular function (GO): vitamin-K-epoxide reductase (warfarin-sensitive) activity
Source: RefSeq, a predicted model, not a curated record
UUUCCUAACUCGCCAGCAAGCCUAUCCGGUCCUUGGAAGAUCCAAUUGGAUCCGGGAGUGCGCGCCCGGCCGGCCCCGCGCGGGCGGGCGGGAGGUGUGGCCGCAGCGCGCCCCGCCCCUGCUCCGUGGCGGUUGCUUUCCGCGGGCGCCGGAGCGGGACACGGAGACAUGGGCUCUACCUGGCGCCGCCCCGGCUGGGCGCGGCUGGCGCUCUGCCUCGCGGGCCUGGCGCUCUCCCUCUACGCGCUGCACGUGAAGGCGGCGCGCGCCCGGGACCGGGACUACCGCGCGCUCUGCGACGUGGGCACCGCCAUCAGCUGCUCGCGCGUCUUCUCCUCCAGGUGCGCGUGGGAGCCGGAGGCUCGGGGCGCCGGGCUGUUCGUGGGAGCGGUGCACCGGGGCCAGAUGUGGGGCCGGGGCUUCGGGCUGGUGGAACAAGUGCUGGGUGCAGACAGCAUCUUCAAUCAAUCCAACAGCAUUUUCGGGUGCAUCUUCUACUCGCUCCAGCUGUUGCUAGGUUGCCUCCGGGGCCGCUGGGCAUCCCUCCUGCAGUUGCUGAGUUCCCUGUUGUCUCUCGCUGGUUCUGUCUACCUGGCCUGGAUCCUGUUCUUUGUGCUCUAUGAUUUCUGCAUUGUUUGCAUCACCACCUAUGCCAUCAACGUGGGCCUGAUGGUGCUCAACUUCCGGGAGGUCCAGAGACCCCAGGGCAAGGUCAAGGGGCACUAAGCCCUCACUGACCUCAUGCUCUGCUUUUGCGUCAGCCUUGCCAAAGGGGAGCACGUCUGGGUCCUAGAGGAGUCUGCAGCCCACCUCCACCAUCCUCCCAGCACUGGACAUGGACCGAGUGCGCCAAACUCUUCCUCCACCUAGUGCCUCUGGCUCUGCCCCAAGGAUUGGUUUCCAAAGCUCCUGUCUUUGCCCAAGGAAGGAGGGUUCUGAGCAAUAAAAUGUCUUAAAUUGGUUAAGUCUGA